AUGCAAGGAUUUUCUAUACCAGUAAAAGCUAAAGAUAAUUUAGAAACUGAUGAACAAGUAUUCGUAGAACAAUGUGAACAUGGUAAGGAAUUUUGUAGUUUAGUUACAAUAAGAAAAUCUGGUUAUUUCUGGUGUAACAAUAUGUGGACAGAAGAUUUAGUUCAUGAACGAAGACAAUGGGCACAAGGAGGAAUUCCUAUGGGUGAUACAAGUGUUAGUUGUUCAUUCAAUCGUACAUUAUUACGUUUAUUGAGAGAAAAAUAUGUUAUUGAAUAUCGGCCUGGUCGAGAAUAA
This is a messenger RNA of Rotaria socialis, 294 nucleotides long. Lineage: Eukaryota; Metazoa; Rotifera; Eurotatoria; Philodinida; Philodinidae. The record is from the annotation of a GenBank genome assembly.